UGGCAAACCAUGAAAAAAGCGAGAGAGACGGACAAACUGACAAUAAACUAUUCGAACGUUCGUUUAACAUCUUCAGCGAGGAGUUUAUCAUGACAAAAAUUAUCAAAGGUCAAGAGAUUUAUGAUAUGACGAGAGUGAAAGACGAGUUCGAUAAAACCGUCGCACGGGUUGAAAAUUUAGACGCAUCAAGCUACAAAACGUUUCGCUUGAAAAGAAGAUUGAAAAAUACUUUUCCCCAGCUUGUGUUCCAUAGUCCCAAAGCGCGACGUCGGAGUGACAUUGUGUUCGCAGCAUGUUUAGAUAGAGGAAGGAUUGCAGAGACAUUUGUGUCGCAAGAACAGUCAUCGGAUAGUGAAGAGGAAAUACUAGAUAAUCAUAAAACCGAACGAACAGCAGUCCGUACUAAUGAAAGAUCGUCGUUGAAAGAAAUGUAUUUCGCUGCAUUAUCUCUAAGAGAAACCUUUCGUGAAUCCGCAGCACAAGAUUGGUACAAUACGUGGCCACCAGUUGCAGCUGAUAUCAACUUUACUAAUGUGAAAAAGCUUUGUUGCAGAGCGUCAUGUUAAUGUUGUUUAUGACAAUAUCGAUUUUGGGGAAGAAGCUAAAAAACAAACCCACGUCACGAAUGGCAUCAUUAUCCAACAGGUUACCUCAGAAAACAACGACGACGACAAUAUAGAGACAACAGUGAUAAAGAAAACCCAACGAUCGCUAAAGAUGCCUGACGUUACUCUAAAACCUUACAGCAUUGGAGUGAAAAAGACUGCUGCAUUUAACAUUCCUGAUGACAUCAGAGAUUACGGUGAAAAUGAGAAAACAAAUAUUUCACUUAAAUCGGAUCUAGCAUACGUACUUGUAAAAAUGUUUCAUCACUCCCAAGAAAGUCCCUUUCCCGGAUGGACUGGAUUCAAUACGAUGCUUAAUGAAACAGAAAUACCAAACGAAUCAAGAAUCGGUUAUCUCCCUGUCAUUGACAAUUCGCCCACUGAAUACUCAACUAUAAACGCAAUCCUCGAAAGUGGUGUUGACAUUGCAAAUGCCUUGCAACUAGAUCAUAUCGUAAUGGUAUUUGACGAAGCUGUAUACGCGAAGGUGCAACAAGUGAGGUGGAAAAACGAGAUGUUUUACAACAAACUGGUCGUGCGAUUAGGAGAGUUUCAUACAAUUAUGUCCUUUCUGUCGGCAAUAUCGAAGCUGUUUGAAGAUGCAGGGCUGAAGGUAAUGCAUGUUAAAAACUACUUUGGAAAAUUUACAAUACCAAAAAUAAAUAGUAU
Messenger RNA from Dendronephthya gigantea, 1274 nucleotides. RefSeq lists its product as uncharacterized. Lineage: Eukaryota; Metazoa; Cnidaria; Anthozoa; Malacalcyonacea; Nephtheidae. Bases 90 to 566 code for a protein of 158 amino acids. The record is from RefSeq and is a predicted model, not a curated record. The transcript has 2 exons.